CAUUUUGUAAUGGAGACUAAAAUAAUUAUGACUUACCUGAUCAUAAACUUUUCUCAAGGCUGGUGCCAUUUUAUUUGUCAGCGUACCUGGAAAUGAAAAAAAGGAAUACAAAAGUGAAAAUUUGCUGAGUUCAACUCUCGAGUUCACUCAACUUUUUCUUCACUCCAUUUCUUGCUGUCGAACAGAGUCAAGUUUGCCAAUUUUUUUCUACUUUCAAGGAGAUCUCCAGUACUUUUUUUGUAAAAUGUUAUCAAAAUUCGCUGAUUCGCAGAGAGACAAUAGUCAACCCCCUAAAAAGAAAGUUUUAUUGCACAAGUACGUGCAUGAACCGUCUCCGGGCUCUACUAUCCAGAUUUGUGUAAAAAAUGAAGCUGGUGAAUUAAUGGAGAUUCAAGAAUGUUCACCACCAACUUCCCAACAAGUCAGCGCUACCCGCUUUCCUUGGAGAACAUCAUCUCCUCCUCCUCCAGAAAUAGGAGAAACAUGGAUUCCCCCCACAAAAAACAGCAUGGCGGAUUACAUUUUCAAGCACGUCAAGGCACAUCUCGGCUACUCUGGGGAGGAUAGGUUGAUGAAGACGUCGGAUGACAUGAAGAAAUUGUUAAGAUCAGGAAGGACAUUGAAAGUCAUCAAACCCGGCCAGACUCCAACACCACGUACACUCAAAAAUAGAGAGAAGAACCCUCUCAAAAAGAAAAACAGUUCUGAGACCAGAGAAAUUAUUGAUGUGAAAUUUAGCCAUGGGCGAAUAACCUGGAAGACAAGCUCGACAUGUCAAUUUGAGAAUUGUUGGAAAACUUCAAAAUUAGAUGGGUCAUGUGCUGACCAUUCCAGUUCCUAUUCGACCCAUUUCCUUAUCAAAGAUGACAAUAAUCCUAUUGUUACAACUUUCCUUCUUUCGACGCCUGUUCAUGUACAAAACACAAAAUACAAAUUAAACGAUUUCAUCGAAGUGGUCAGAAAUGAUAAGCGACACUACGCGUCUUUUCAGAAAUACAAAGAAAGAAGACUGCAGGAAAAACUCCCACCUAGAUGGACUCUACUCACGCCAAAACCAUGGGUCGCCAAGAACUUGGACUCGUCUCGGAUAUUCCACCAGACUAUCGCAAUAACUCUUUGUAUUAUAACAAUGAUGAAUGCGAAUGAGGGAAAUCAGAAGCAACGGCUGCAAUUUAUCAGAGAUCAGGUGUAUAUUGAUAAAGUGGAUUGGGAAGCAGUGAAAAAAAUUCUAGAGAGCAGCGGAUUUUCAAUUUCACUUGGGGAACCUUCAGACUUAGGGGAGUUGAAAGAGUCCCCUCUACUCAAAAUUGCAGACCUUUCCUGGAGAGAAGGCGAUGAAUGGAUAUACAUGAAAUUUGGAACAAUUAGAAAAAUUUAUGUUGGUACAUCAAAACAAGACCACAGUAGAGGACCGAUGCCAGAAUCGUACAUUCCUAAACGACAUCUUAUUGUUGACCCACUCGCCAAAGGAAUCUCCAUUUUUCAAUGUGAAGACGAAGACCAAACUAUUCUCAACUCCGAGACAAGCAAGAUGGAAGGAAUUGGUCAAAUGGGAGUUUUGUUUUGCAAGAUGUUGGGUGGUGAGAUCGAUGACCAUCUAAUCCAGCCUGACUUUAGCAAGUAUGAGAACUUUUCUGACUGGGAGGACCGGCAUAUGGAGAGGAUGAAGAUGUUUUUCGCGUUUUGGUCAUCUCGUGAACUUGAAUUCACCCCACCAGCAACCCUUGAUAUCAAAUCUAUUAAUUGGGGACCAGCAACAAAACAUCUUCAAAUCAACUCCAAUUGAAAUAGUUGUCAUUGUUUAAAUUUUUUUCCGUGUAUUAUUGCAAUAUUGAAGUAAAUAUUAAUUGAUUGUUGUAUACUCUAUCGCUCCGGAUAUUUUUGUUUGGUAAUAAAUUUAUAUCAAACCAGUUAAA
Molecule: messenger RNA, 1916 nt
Organism: Folsomia candida
Lineage: Eukaryota; Metazoa; Arthropoda; Collembola; Entomobryomorpha; Isotomidae
Exons: 2
Coding region: 245-1786 (513 amino acids)
Source: RefSeq, a predicted model, not a curated record